AUGAAUCCUCACUUGAAUCUUGAAGAGAGCAUGAGGCUGGCUUCAGUUCUUGAGCCAUCAAAACCAAGUUUCUUUCCUGCAAGGACAAAGAUUGUUGGCACACUUGGUUCACAAUCUCGGACUGUGGAGAUAAUAUCUGAUUGCUUGAAGGCAGGAAUGUCUGUGGCGCGGUUUGAUUUUUCAUGGGGUGAUAGUGAAUACCAUCAAGAGACAUUGGAUAAUCUGAGAAAAGCUGUCAAGAGUACGAAGAAACUCUGUGGGGUUAUGCUUGAUACUGUGGGUCCAGAGUUGCAAGUGAUCACUAGAACUGAGAGCCCGAUUUCCCUUCAGGAAGAUAGCUUUGUGGUCCUAACACCAAAUCUGGACAAAGAAGCCACUUCAAGUUUGCUACCUAUAAAUUUUACUGGGUUGUCGUCAGCAGUGAAGAAGGGAGACACUAUUUUUAUUGGUCAAUACCUCUUUACAGGAAACGAAACUACUUCUGUGUGGCUAGAGGUUUCUGAAGUAAAUGGUGAAGAUGUGGUUUGCUUGGUAAAGAAUUCUGCUACCUUGAGUGGACCGCUAUAUACUUUGCAUGUCUCUCAAAUCCGGAUUGAUCUGCCUACACUCACUGAUAAAGAUAAGGAGGUUAUAAGCACAUGGGGUGUUCAAAACAACAUAGACAUCCUCUCACUUUCAUACACCAGGCAUGCAGAAGAUAUUCGUCAUGCACGUGAAUUUCUUUCUAAACUGGGGGACAUGUAUCAGACUCAAAUUUUUGCGAAAAUUGAAAAUGUAGAGGGAUUAACUCAUUUUGAUGAGAUCCUACAAGAAGCAGACGGUAUCAUCCUUUCCCGUGGAAAUUUGGGGAUAGAUCUCCCACCAGAGAAGGUGUUUAUGUUUCAAAAAACUGCUGUUUUUAAGUGCAAUAUGGCUGGAAAACCUGCCGUGGUUACUCGUGUUGUGGACAGUAUGACAGAGAAUUUGAGACCUACUCGUGCAGAAGCAACUGAUGUUGCCAACGCAGUAUUGGAUGGGUGUGAUGCAAUUCUUCUAGGUGCAGAAACCCUGCGAGGAUUGUAUCCAGUCGAGACCAUCUCUAUCAUUGGGAAAAUUUGUGCUGAGGCAGAGAAGGUUUUCAAUCAUGAUUUGUAUUACAAAAGAACUGUCAAAUAUGUAGGAGAUGCAAUGAGCCAUUUGGAAUCUAUUACUUCCACUGCGGUCCGUGCAGCUAUCAAGGUUAAAGCUUCUGUAAUUUUAUGCUUCACUUCUACUGGAAGAGCUGCAAGGUUGAUUGCAAAGUACAAGCCCAUAACGCCGGUCAUAUCUGUUGUUAUCCCUCGGCUAAAGACAGAUCAACUGCGUUGGACCUUUACUGGUGCUUUCGAGGCAAGGCAGUCACUCAUUGUCAGAGGCCUCUUUCCCAUGCUUGCUGAUCCUCGACACCAAGCUGAGCCUAAGAAUGUAACGAACGAAUCGGUUCUGAAGGUUGCUUUAGAUCAUGGCAAGGCAUCUGGUUUUAUAAAGCCGCAUGACCGAGUUGUUGUUUGCCAGAAGCUUGGCGAUUCAUAUGUGGUGAAGAUCAUUGAGCUUGAAGAUUAA
Molecule: messenger RNA, 1581 nt
Organism: Dovyalis caffra
Lineage: Eukaryota; Viridiplantae; Streptophyta; Magnoliopsida; Malpighiales; Salicaceae
Source: the annotation of a GenBank genome assembly